AUGGCUAAAGCAACCACUAUAAAAGAAGCAAUAACAAAAUGGGAAGAAAGGAAAGGACAGAAGGCUUCUGAAGCACAAGAGGUCGCUUUAUAUGCUCAGUUUCCCCCCAUUGAAAAGAUGGAUGCCUCUUUAGCUGCAUUAGUUAACUGUGAGAAGUUGUCUCUUUCAACAAACUGUAUUGAAAAAAUUUCAAAUCUUAAUGGACUCAAAAAUCUCAAAAUUUUGUCACUUGGUCGCAAUAAUAUAAAGAAUUUAAAUGGACUGGAAGCUGUUGGAGACAUUCUUCAGGAGCUGUGGAUUUCCUAUAAUCAGAUAGAAAAACUCAAAGGGAUUAAUGUCAUGAAGAAGCUGAAGGUGCUUUACAUGUCAAACAAUCUGGUUAAAGACUGGGCUGAAUUUGUUAGAUUGGCAGAACUUCCAUCUCUUGUUGAGCUCGUUUUUGUUGGCAAUGCACUGGAGGAGAAGUAUUCAGCAGAAGGCACUUGGAUAGAUGAGGCAUCAAAAAGGGUUCCGAAACUUAAAAAAUUAGAUGGAAAUACGAUUAUCAAACAAGAGAGUGAAGAGGGUGAAUGA
This is a messenger RNA of Polypterus senegalus (gray bichir), 573 nucleotides long. Its product is annotated as dynein light chain 1, axonemal-like. The transcript has a single exon. NCBI's taxonomy places the organism in Eukaryota, Metazoa, Chordata, Cladistia, Polypteriformes, Polypteridae. Gene Ontology annotation, cellular component: cytoplasm. Bases 1 to 573 code for a protein of 190 amino acids. Gene Ontology annotation, molecular function: protein kinase binding. The record is from RefSeq and is a predicted model, not a curated record.